Messenger RNA from Durio zibethinus, 1878 nucleotides. RefSeq lists its product as uncharacterized. NCBI's taxonomy places the organism in Eukaryota, Viridiplantae, Streptophyta, Magnoliopsida, Malvales, Malvaceae. The record is from RefSeq and is a predicted model, not a curated record.
UAAUAAUAUCCAAAAAGAUUGUUAGAGAUGACAUGUGAUGGGCAUCUUAUGAUACAAAUUUGCGCCGCCCCCAUUCCAUGAAUUCUUUUUCUUACUUUAUAAAAUAUUCGUCUUAAAUGGAUUACCUUAUCUUUAGGUUAUUUAAUAAUAAAAUCUCGAAGCCAGCCAGCGUAUCUGUGGACGAAUUCUCUGCUAGCGUCCACCAGUGGCUGCCGCAGCAGCUUGAUGGAAGUUUUAGGAAACAGGCAUGAUCCUCACCCUUUGGAAGAGCAGGGAAUCAAAUUUUCAUCGCUGAAGCAAACGUUAAGUCUCUUAAUGAAUUAGGGUUUUAUGUGAAAUACAAUGGGAGUGCAUGAAAUGAAAACUGAGACGCGUAAAUAGAACAGGCAAGGCAUGUUGAAUAAUGCAAGGGGCUUUAGGUCUCUCUCGUGCUUGUGGAUUAUAUCUUAGUUGAUCAUGAACGCCCAUCCGAGGGAACAUAGAAGCAAAGGUGGCAAGGUUAAAAAUGGAUGCCAUUGAUGUUUUUCAUCUUAAGUCUGUAACUCACAAAUCAGUGCCAAGUUGUGGGUCUCGGGGCCUAUCUUUAUUUUGCAUUGGCUGUUUCUUAAAUUAAUGUUCCUAACCUUUAAACCACAAAACUGAAACUAAAAUUAGUAUCUAUUAACUCGUAAUAAUGCUGAAUAAAGUUAGUACGACCACUUUUAGCGCAGUUUGACCGACCAAAUCCAAAACCAAGGUGCUCUGAAUUCUCAAAUCCCUCUUUGACACGAGAUAUACAGAGAGCAGGUGAACAAACCUUUUCAAGCUCAGGAAUGGUGCAGUUCGGAGGUUUCGUAUUGUAGCAAACUCUUCUAAUCCACUUAGCACCAACAAUAUAUAGGAAAAGAUUGCAUACAAAGUCUAAUGUAGAACGGACCAUUGGAGUUAUUUCGGAAUGGCAGAGAAGGAAGCCACAGGACAUUCUAACAAAAGGAAAAUCAGGCAGCCACCUUCAGUUCCAUUCCUUUGGGAAGUGAGGCCAGGAAUAGCAAAGAAAGAUUGGAAACCAACAGCUUCUUCAGUUACUACAACAUUACCACCUCCAACUCCAAUCAAGCUUAUAGCCUCAGUUCCCUUUAAUUGGGAGGAAAAGCCCGGUACACCAUUACCCAGCUUCUCCCAGCCUCCGGUGGAACCAGCAGCUGUGCCCCCAUCAGCAAUGCUCAUGACUCUGCCUCCACCUCCAGUAUACUCUCCAGCCUAUUUUAACGGCUGCAACAGCAAUGAUGAUGGAAGUGAUGGCAGUGAUGAACAACAAGUGGUGUUUGAAAUGGAUCUCGAAGCAUUUGGUUUUGAAACAGAUGAUUCCUUUAGCUCAGCUCCAUCCCUCUUGGCAAAUUGCCUUGUAGCAUCAACGGCGAUUUCCACUGCUGUUCCAGUGCAGAAAACUUACCAGACAGAUAACAGUAGUUAUCUGGAAACACCUCCCUCACCAGCUUCGGAUACUGAAAGUAGUACAAGCAGCUAUGCAACUAGCACUUCAAGCCUUGUAGGGGCUUCUUUCUUGGAACGCCUUUUUCCAUUGCUUCCACCUAAUUCUGGUUUCCUUGAAAAGGUCAGGUACCAUGACCAGGUGUCUCAUGCACAAAGUGAUUUUGAUUGUGGGAAUAAUAACACUGUAGUCAUAAGGAGGCCACCAACACUAGGAGAGUUGAUAAUGAUGAGCAGAAGGAAGAGUUAUCAAAGAAAGGCUGUUCAAAUAAGAGAGAAGCAUCUAUCAAUGGAAUUUCUUAAGGAAAGAGCUCCUGGAUGCUGCAUCUUUGGAACUGGCAUCAAAUUGAUCGAAGGAUUGCAAUUGAAGAAGUUCCAACCAAGACUGAAAUUCUUGUAGAAGAGGCC